AUGCCAUUCCUAGAGUAUGGCCUUGGAUUUGCUGGUUUAAUUCCUCUAUGCCGUGUAUUUGCAUUGCUGUUAGCAUCAGAUGACUGGCAUGGGUGUGACCUCAAGUGGGGUGAAGAACACGUCCCUAUCCAGCCAUUAGAUAGUUCUCAAGUGCGAGUGAACAGUGAAUCAAUGAUCUUCACAAAAUUGUCCAACAAUUAUAUGGGUCCAAUGUUAAGUGGUGACAACACCAGUCAACCAAUGGACAACUCAACGGGUUAUGCAUUCAUACUCUGCGAUGGAACCAACUUUUACAUGGAUGUUUCAAUUAACAAUCAUAAUGACACUGAAGGCCUCGUUGAUGGGGUUAACAAUGCUGCACUCUUUCGGCCUCCAUGGGAGAGGAGCGUUGCUGAGUUGGUUGGUAGAUAUUCUCCAAAAUACCGCCACGAUGUCUCCACUUUGUUGCUUGAAUCGUACUCUGAGAUGGGAGCAUUUCCACACGAGUAUGAAUCCGGUGGAUUGGCCUGUCGAACUCAUAUGAAUCGGGUGAUUAAUAUUGCAAAUAGAAACACUAGCCAAGUAUUUCUUAGAAGGGAUGGGAUAUCUGCACUCGAAUUUGACAGCAAGGGGGUAUAUGUCGCCUCGGUAACAAAAUCUGGGUGUCUAACAGUUCAUGACUUUGAAACUCUCUAUUGCCUCAGCAAUGGCUCGUCUCCAUAUUUGAAGGAAGAUGACACAAAACACUUGCUUCACCUUUCUAUGAACCAACAACUUGAUGUUGUUCGAUGGAAUAUUGCAAACCAAGACGAGGUUGCUUGCACAUCGGUGCAAAGCAAUGAAGUUCUUAUAUUUGAUAUUGGCUAUGUCUCUUCCGAACCAGUUGAAGUGUUAAGGAAGAGGCCUGCUGUCACUGUGCAUGGAUUCGAAGUACCCAGAGGCUUAUCUGAUAUUUGUUUUGCUUCGUCGGACAAGUCAAGUUUGCUUGCAUCUGAUAUGAGCAGAGCUAUCAACCUAUGGGAUAGGCGAGUGAGCAACCUUCCAUGUCUGGAGCUUAGUACUAAUUCCCGGAGCAAUCUUAACAGUAUCCAGUUGAAUGUGGAAAAUCAAAUUGUUUUUGGAGCUGGUAAAAAUGGAAUUAUCUAUGCUUGGGAUCUUCGUGGAGAAAGAACAUCUUGUGCCUUUCAGAGUCAUAAAGAGGUAUCUCAUUCUCCCUAACAUCUUGGAAGCUUGCAUUGCUGUUGGAAGGAAUUGGAUCAUUGAAGGUCUGGUGUUCUGGAUACUAAUAACUUUCAAGUCACACAUGCAUUGCCC
Papaver somniferum (opium poppy) is the source of this 1293-nucleotide messenger RNA. RefSeq lists its product as uncharacterized. Lineage: Eukaryota; Viridiplantae; Streptophyta; Magnoliopsida; Ranunculales; Papaveraceae. Gene Ontology annotation, molecular function: protein binding. The record is from RefSeq and is a predicted model, not a curated record. Bases 1 to 1197 code for a protein of 398 amino acids. The transcript has 13 exons.